Charadrius vociferus (killdeer) is the source of this 2869-nucleotide messenger RNA. It is a transcript of the gene MLH3, whose product is annotated as mutL homolog 3. The coding region runs from base 1 to 2715 and encodes 904 amino acids. The transcript has 14 exons. The record is from RefSeq and is a predicted model, not a curated record. Gene Ontology annotation, biological process: mismatch repair. Gene Ontology annotation, cellular component: mismatch repair complex. Gene Ontology annotation, molecular function: ATP binding; ATP hydrolysis activity; ATP-dependent DNA damage sensor activity. NCBI's taxonomy places the organism in Eukaryota, Metazoa, Chordata, Aves, Charadriiformes, Charadriidae.
AUGAUCAAAUGUUUGGUGGAAGAUGUGCGAGCCAGGCUGCGUUCUGGAGUGACUAUCAGCUCACUGGGGCAGUGUGUUGAGGAGCUUGUCCUCAAUAGCAUUGAUGCCAAAGCAACAUGUGUAGCUAUCAGGGUGGAUUUGGAAGCUUUUAAGAUCCAGGUGGUGGACAACGGCUCCGGGAUGGGGAGAGAGGACUUAAAUGCAAUGGGAAAACGGUACUUCACCAGCAAAUGCAGCUCAGUGGGAGACUUGGAGAACCUGAAGUUCUAUGGCUUUAGAGGGGAGGCUGUGGCAAGCAUAGCCAACAUGGCCAGCGUAGUGGAAGUUUCAUCUAAGACCAGCAGGACAGCAAACACAUUUGUGAAACUGUUUCACAAUGGGCAAGCACUGGAAGUCUGCGAAGCUGAAUUGAGCAGACCAAGUGGUGGAACUACAGUCACUGUGUGUAAUCUGUUCCAUCAGUUACCAGUAAGGAGAAAGUGUAUGGAUCCUGUGCUGGAAUUUGAGAGGGUGAGACAGAAAGUAGAGGCUAUUUCGCUGAUGCACCCCUCUGUUUCACUUUCUUUAAGGAAUGAUGCUUCUUGUUCUAUGGUGCUUCAACUCCCUAAGACAAGAGAUGUAUACUCCCGGUUUUGUCAAAUUUAUGGACUGGGCAGAUCCCAGAAGUUACGAGAAAUAAAUUAUAAGUCUGGGGGAUUUGAGCUAAGUGGUUAUAUCAGUACUGAAGGACAUUACAACAAGAAUAUGCAGUUCUUGUAUGUGAAUAGGAGGCUUGUUUUAAAGACGAGACUACAUAAACUAAUUGAUUUUUUAUUAAGAAAAGAAAGUGUCAUUUGCAAGGCAAAAAGUGGCCCUGCGAGCAGACAGGCUAGUUCAAGCCCUGGUCGCCAUCGUUGUGGCCCAGAGUUGUACGGGAUCUUUAUUCUUAAUGUGACCUGUGUGUACAGUGACUAUGAUGUGUGUCUGGAACCUGCAAAAACUCUAAUCGAGUUCCAGAAUUGGGAUGUUCUUCUAACUUGCAUAGAGGAAGGAGUGAAAAUAUUUUUGAAACAAGAACACUUAUUUAUUGAACCAGGUAGUGAGGACAUCAGAGAAUUUAAUGAAGAUAAUGACUUUUGUUUGUAUAACGCUGCAGCUCUCAAGCCCUCACUCUCUGACAAGAAGAGUAUCCAAGACAGUUUUAAGAAAGCAUGUGAUGAAAUUGUGGAUUCCUAUGAAAUGUCUAACUUUCAAUCAAAAGAUGUCAAAAGGAAAUCUGUGACUGGAAAAAAGUCUUCAAAUCUUAUAGAGUCAGAUAAAAAUCUACAGGAAACCGAAAUUGCCCCAAAUCAGAAGAUUGCUGAACUGUCUGAUCCAUUUAUAAAAAGCACUAGAAGACAAAUAGCUGUGCCGAGAUCUCAGCCCUCUAAGAAGCUGAGCUUGUCCACACAGCUGGGUUCGUUAGAAAAGUUCAGGAGAUACUAUGGGAGAGUUAAUAAAAAAAGUAUAAGUUGUAAAAGAUCUCCAGGAUCAUUAUCAUCUAAACUGUCCAGAAUGAAAAGUGACCACAAAGUAGUAGAACAACUUGACAACACAAGCACGGACAAUCCCAGGAAUGAUCUGUGGUGUUCUGACUGGCUGCAAGAUUUUGAUGUUUCAUCGGGUAGGACAAUAUACAUCAAUACAGCAACUGGACUGAGCACCUAUGGCACUCCUCCUACUGAAGGAUUUCAAGCUGCCUGCAUUCAAGAUAUAACAACAAUGGCUGUGAAUGUUGUCUCAAAGAAUGGGAUUUGGUUCAGGUGCCAUCCCUUUAGAAGUGAGAUUGUGCUACCCUUCCUUCCUAGACCUCGAAAAGAGAAGACUCUAGCAAGCCAGGAUCUGAGAGAUGAUGAAGGGGAGUCUCUCCAGUCAUUGCUUUCAGAAUGGGAUAAUCCUGUUUUUGUUCCCUGCCCAGAGAUUGCUGUUGAUGUGACCAGCAGUCAGGCUGACAAUCUGGCUGUGAAAAUUCACAAUAUCUUGUAUCCUUAUCGUUUCACCAAAGAAAUGGUUCAUUCAAUGCAGGUUCUUCAGCAAGUGGACAAUAAAUUUAUUGCUUGUUUAAUCAACACUAGGAAUGAAAUGGAUAAACAGGCAGAUUCCUAUGAGAAGGAAGCUGCAGCAUGUGGCAAGAAGAAAUUACUGUCCUCUUCCAUCUCUCCCCCUUUGGAGAUUGAAGUUACGGAAGAACAAAGAAGAUUUCUACGAUGCUGUUACAAAAAUUUGGAGGACUUGGGUCUUGAAUUAUCAUUUCCUGAGACCAACAGCUCCUUGAUUCUAGUGAGGAAAGUGCCGCUCUGUUUUAUAGAAAGAGAAGCCAAUGAAUUACGACGGAAAAGACAACCUGUCACUAAAAGCAUUGUGGAGGAGCUUAUUCAAGAACAAGUUGAGCUAGUGCAGACCACAGGAGGAGGAGCACGAGGGACACUGCCUCUGACGUUUCUGAAGGUGUUAGCUUCCCAGGCCUGUCAUGGAGCUAUUAAGUUUAAUGAGCAUUUGACUUUGGAGGAGAGCUGCAGGCUUAUUGAAGCUUUGUCAUCUUGCCAGCUGCCCUUCCAGUGUGCUCAUGGAAGACCUUCCAUGAUGCCUCUUGCAGACACAAACCAUCUACCACAGGAAAAGCAGCCUAAACCUAAUUUGGCUAGACUGCGGAAGAUGGUGCGAGCAUGGCACCUAUUUGGAGAGAAAAGACCCUAAUCAAAGCUGCAGCCACUGGAAGUGUUGGGGUGAUCCAGGUUCCCCUGUUGUUAGACAACAAUACCCUAUGUGGAGCCAACUUUCUGAGCCGGUGUGGUCACCAAAGUUCUGCUCCGACUACUGACCUAAGAAGCAGAGACCAGCCAGAAGAACA